AGUCGUCUAAUCGCCCCACUACCGUGUGAACCCAUGCAACCUCCAUACCCAAAUUGGUAUAAACCAGACCAGCACUGUGAAUACCACUCCGGAGUGGCGGGACAUUCGACCGAAGAUUGUAGAAGACUGAAGGUCAAGGUACAAAAAAUAGUGAAUGUCGGAUUGUUAAAAUUCGAAGAACAACCAGGUCGACCAAAUAUCAACAGUAAUCUGUUACCAAGCCAUGGGGGCAUGGAGUGAAUGCUAUCGAGAAUUGCGAGGAACAUGUAGUCCGAAAGAAGGUGUCAGAAAUAAAGACCCCUCUGGAAUUCAUCUAUAAAAUCCUCUCCCAGAAUGGUUAUCUUGAGAUUCCUGAAGGAGGCAUUACUAUCCCAGGUCAAGAGAGUAUGUGUCCUUAUCAUGCAGAGUCUGACGGACACUCUAUCCAACAUUUUGGUCAAUUCAAAGCCAAGUUGCAACAGCUCAUGGAUGCCAAAAUAAUCUCAAUCCGUACCAUUGGCAAAGAUAGAAACGAAAUCGAUAUGGUGUCGUCACAAAAUGAGGGUUCAAAAACGCCCAAGAAAGUGGUUUGCUACCAGAAUGAGGCAAAGAUCCAGAGUUCACCAACCGCAAACGUUGCCCCGUUAAUCAUAAAAACCUCAGGGCCAUUCAAAUAUGAGGAUCCAAAAGCAGUUCCUUGGGUUUACACUUGUCAACUGAACCAAGAGGUUUCAACUCCGCCAUACGAAGCAGCAAAUAUAACUGGGAUAGGAGGAAUAACAAGAUCAGGCAGACAUUAUGUUCCAGAAGAUGUGGAGAAGCGCAGAAUUGAGGAGUUAACCAAAAGGCAGGAAAUUAAGCGCGGGAAGCAAAAAGUAAUGGAGGCCUUGAAUCCUGAGAUUGCCGAAGAAAGUGAGGACAUACUAAAGAUGAAAGAGCCAGAAGAAUAUGAGCCCCAAGUCUCUGAUGAAGAUGCAUGUGAAUUCCUAAAGUUGAUCAAACAAAGUGAAUUCAAAGUAGUGGAACAACUAAACCGCAUGCCUGCUCGGAUUUCUCUUUUAUCUUUAAUUCUUACCUCAGAACCUCACCGAAAAGCUCUCAUGAAAGUUUUGAACCAAGCCCACGUCUGCCAUAAUGUAUCCAUUGAUAAGUGGGAUGGGAUCGUAGGAGCGGUCCUGACUAAUGUCAAGAUUUCAUUUAAUGAAGAUGAGAUCCCCGCCGAAGGAACAGGCCAUACAAAAGCUUUGCAUAUUUCCCUAAAAUGCAAAGGACACAUGAUAGCUCGUGCACUUAUCGAUAAUGGGUCAGCCUUAAAUGUGAUGCCAAAGUCAACUCUCAAUCAGCUUCCUAUUGACGAGUCAUACAUCAAACCUAGCUUCAUUGUAGUUCGAGCUUUUGAUGGAACUAAACGAAAAGUGAUUGGUGAGAUUGAACUUCCGAUCCAGAUUGGACCAACAGUGUUUAACAUUGUGUUUCAAGUGAUGGACAUCAACCCAUCAUAUAGCCUUCUGCUAGGGCGCCCAUGGAUCCAUUCAGCUGGGGCAGUGCCAUCUUCAUUACACCAGAAAGUGAAGUUCGUUGUUGAUGGUAAUCUGAUAGAGGUUUUCGGAAAGGAGGACAUACUGGUAACCAAGACCCCAGAUGCUCCUUAUAUUGAGGCCGCCGAAGAAGCUAUCGAAAGUGCAUUCCAGUCACUCGAAAUUGAGGAUGUAACGUAUGUAGGGAGGGGAAGCAAACUGCGUAAACAAAUUUUCGUUGCAACAUCUAUCAUGGCCACCAAGUCAAUGAUCAAAUGGGUUGACAAGGAAAUGUGGACGACCUUAAUCAGGCCACCACUUAAAAUUAGGGAGAACAAGAACCGGUGUGGCUUGGGAUAUUCACCAAAUAAAGGAGACAUAAGAAGGAUUCAUGAAUAGAAACGAGUCAAGAGACUGGCUCAUCUUCAAGGGAGGAAUCUGGGUAACAAAAGGAUGGUAAUACCUCACAUAAGCAAGACGUUCAGAAGCGGGGGCAUCAUCAACAUGAAAACAAUUAGUGCCAAUAGGAUGGUAGGGGUACAUGAAAACCAUCAUAUGUCAGUUAUACUGGAGAACCUAUCAAUCAACAUGAUAGGAGCAGUCAACACGGGGAACAUCGAGCUGGUUCGUCCGAUGCUUCCGGAUGAAGAGCUGAACAAUUGGAGGAUCGUGGAAGUGACCUCGUUGGACGUUAGUCCUAUAAUAUCAGUUAAGCUUUUGCAAGAUGUAAUGACAAAUAAGUGCAUUUCUUAGCAUAUUCCCCUACUUUCAAUAAAAUACAAGCAUUUCGCAUUCAAGCCUUGCGUGUCUUCACUUUCUCAUUUCAUCACGUUACCCUCCAUUCAUUUAUUAUUUCGUUUCAUGCCAGGAUAUGUGAACAAUGUGAGAAUACUGAGGACCUUCAUGAUUUAACAGUCAAUUUUGACUUACCUAUUAAUCAAAUGGAAUCGGAUGGUGAAGAAGAUGUGCCUCCAGACUGGGAGUGGGUAGCCGAACAAGAUGAGAGAGUUUUGCAACCUCAAAAUGAAGCCAUUCAGGUGAUAAAUUUGGGAACAGAGGUAGAUAGAAAAGAGGUGAAGAUUGGAGACAGUUUGAACCAAGAGGUGAAAGACCGUCUCAUAAGCUUGUUAAAAGAUACCAAGAUGUGUUUGCGUGGUCCUACAAAGACAUGCGGGGAUUAGACGACAAAAUAGUGACGCAUCGUUUACCCCUGAGAGAGGGUUGCAAACCCAUCAAGCAAAAAUUACGAAGAAUGAAGGCAGAAUGGCUGCUAAAGGUCAAAGAAGAAGUUCAGAAACAGUAUAACACUGGGUUUUUACGAGUAGCCAUCUACCCUGAGUGGGUCUCCAACAUUGUGCCAGUCCCAAAGAAAAGUGGGAAAAUACGGGUUUGCGUAAACUACAGGGAUUUGAACCAUGCAAGUCCAAAAGAUGAUUUUCCACUACCGCACAUUGAUGUCUUGAUCGAUAACACGGCCAAUCAUGAACUAUUCUCAUUCAUGGAUGGGUUUUCGGGAUACAACCAAAUCAAGAUGUCUCCAGAAGACACGGAAAAGACAACUUUCGUUACACUGUGGGGAACAUUUUGCUACAUAGUGAUGCCUUUUGGGUUAAAAAACGCAGGGGCCACUUAUCAAAGAGCGAUGGUUGCCCUAUUUCACGACCUGAUGCACAAGGAAAUAGAAGUCUAUGUGGACGAUAUGAUAGCCAAAUCUCGAGCAAGAGAGGACCAUGUAGAGAUUCUAAGAAAGCUUUUCAAAAGAUUACGAAAGUAUCAGCUUCGGUUGAACCCAGAAAAAUUCACAUUCGGGAUUACUUCAGGAAAACUAUUGGGAUUCCUAGUAAGUCAAAAUGGAAUCGAAGUCGGCCUCGACAAAGUGAAAGCAAUCGUCGAAAUGCCACCCCCACAAACCCAGAAGGAAGUGAAAGGAUUCCUUGUGCGCUUAAACUAUAUCAGCUGAUUCAUCUCGCAGUUGACAUCGACGUGCGAGCCUAUCUUCAAAUUAUUAAGAAAAAAUCAACCAUGCGAAUGGGAUGAAGAUUGCCAGAAGGCGUUUAGUAAAAUCAAAGAUUACUU
Linum trigynum is the source of this 3572-nucleotide messenger RNA. Lineage: Eukaryota; Viridiplantae; Streptophyta; Magnoliopsida; Malpighiales; Linaceae. The record is from the annotation of a GenBank genome assembly.